AUGGCCAUCGGACGAAUGCACAACGCCGCUGGCCGGGCGUCGGCGGCAUCUCUACUUCUUGCUGCUGCCUUGUUUGGCGCUGCUCGGGCUCACGACCACCAUGGGGGCGAGUCUGCGAUCCCAGAAGGCGAGACGGUCACCAAAGAGCCUCUUGACAACAUUACAUGGCUGCACAUCUUUGUCCAGAUGCUUGCCUACGGCGUCAUUUUCCCGAUCGGCAUGGUUCUCGGUAUGGCCAAAUCGCGAUGGCACGUCCCGACCCAGGUUGUUGGUUCCUCUCUGGCUCUCCUCGGAUUCUUCCUCGGACACGCACACGGCGGCCGCCAAUACAUCGGCAACAACGUCCACUCCUUCUUCGCCAACAUCCUCCAGCUACUCCUCAUCGCCCAGAUUGUGCUCGGUCUGUACCUCAAGGGCCACUGGGAGCGCGGCAUCAACGGCCGCAUCCGUCUUCUGAUUCGCCCAUUCCACUCCGUCAUUGGCAAGGCCAUGCCUCUGCUCGCCUGGGUCCAGAUGGUAUUUGGUGGCAUCACGACGCUCGGCUUCUGCCAGGGCGAUCACCUGGGCCAGUGCGCUGCCCACUUCAUCAUGGGCGGCGCCUUCAUCGCCUACGGUAUUCUCCUCACCAUUAUUCUUCUCGCAGGACAAGUUUGGGUCCGCCGCACCGGUCGCUCGCAGGAGUUCUUCGACAGCUCCGUUAUUGCCGUCUGGGGCUGCAUCAACACCUUCACCGAGCACCGCUGGGGCACCGCCUGGGUCAAGAACGACUGGCAGCACACCACCAUGGGAGUCGUCUGGUGGUGCGCUGGCUUGGCCGGUAUCUGGCUCAGCCGCGACCGCGACGGAAACCCCAAGCGCAACUUUAUUCCCGCCUUUGUCAUCUUCAUCACCGGCUGGGCCAUGUCUGCGCAUCCUCAGGAGCUCAUGGUCAGCGCCAUGACGCACGCCAUGUUUGGCAAGACGCUGAUGGCUGUUGGUGUGACUCGUGUCAUUGAAAUCGCCUUUAUCCUCAAGGACAAACAGUCGCUGCACGAGAGCGGCCGCACGUGGAACAGCUUCCAAUACAUUCCCGUCUUUCUCAUGUACGCUGCCGGUUUCCUCUUUAUGGGUGCCACCGAGGAGCAGAUGAACCUCGUCGCCGCGUCUGGCAUGGACGGCGUUUCGUACACGCUCAUUCUCUACUCCCUGGCCUUUAUGACUUUCCUGUUUGCAAACAUGCUUAUUCAUCUCUACGAUCGCCUCUCGGCCGACGAUGAGGGCGCCAAAUAUAGCAACGGCCACAUUCGCCUCAAUGGUAGUGCUGCCCAUGAGGAAGGCCGUCUCCGCGACGCUGAAGAAUUCGAGCUCGAAGGUCUCAGCGACGACGAGGAUCAUGAUGAGAGCCAGCGCAUGCUCAACCGGGGCGAGAGAGCGAGCACCGACACACCAAGCACACUUGGCCGCAACAAUCAUACCUCGGCGCACUAA
Messenger RNA from Akanthomyces muscarius, 1467 nucleotides. RefSeq lists its product as uncharacterized. The transcript has 3 exons. NCBI's taxonomy places the organism in Eukaryota, Fungi, Ascomycota, Sordariomycetes, Hypocreales, Cordycipitaceae. The record is from RefSeq and is a predicted model, not a curated record. Bases 1 to 1467 code for a protein of 488 amino acids.